Messenger RNA from Medioppia subpectinata, 1492 nucleotides. The record is from the annotation of a GenBank genome assembly. NCBI's taxonomy places the organism in Eukaryota, Metazoa, Arthropoda, Arachnida, Sarcoptiformes, Oppiidae.
UCACCUCUAGGUCUGGACAAGAAGUCGAUUCGGCCGAACCUACUGUUGGGUAUAAUCAUACGGAGCAAAAAGCACGUGCCAUCGCAGGCGCCGCAAAACUCGACGAACUCCAGGGGCCGGUCGUCUGUCUCGGCCGCCGGCGAUCAGACCGUCCGCUCAUACACUCCGCCGCCAAAGUCCUCGUCGAACGACUCGUCGCCCGAAGACAACAGCAAAGACACGGACGACGUGUCGUAUACACCGCCGCGAACCGCGUCCACAACCGCUUCGGCCAAAUCCAAGUCCAAGACGGGAGCGCCGGUUCCGAAGAUCACUACAACCAUUACCUUAGCGUCGAAGUCAACGGUUCCGCCGGUGAUCGACGACGACGACGAACCGUACGAUCCCGAAGAAGUGGAUUUGAGUUCGUCCAGUGGGGCGACCGCCGCGACGCCGGCUUCCGUUUCACUGGACGGCCAGUCGACUCAUUCCAUACCCGAACUGAUGGAACAGAUCGCCCGCUCGUCAAACCCCGUGGAGAUGACAUCGUCGGUGCUGUCGGCGAUCGCCCAGUCGUCGAAUAUCGAACUCCAGCGCCGACUACUGGAACAGUUGACCGCCAAAGUGGACGAACAGAAGCGCCAAUUGGAGGUCCAGAAAGCCGAGGCCGAGGCCAGCAAUGCCUCGUUCGCGGCCUCCAUGUCGUCCGCCUCGUCGUCGUCGGCGCCGCCACUCAUACCCGGUCUCGACGGACAGUUCGCCGCCUCAGCGCUCAAAGACAUCACAAUUCCCGACAAUCUUCAGGACAUUCUGUCGACAGUGAAGGACAAGACGCUGGAGAUCGAGCGCCAACAGGAGAGGCUCCGGGCGGUGGCGGCCGCCGGCUUCAACUUCGACGACCCGAUUGUCAAGAAUUUUGGCCCCAAAUCCGGUCUCACAGAACCGAUCGGAGACUCACCCGAAGCCAUGGAUUUGGACGAUGAGGACGACGACGACGCGGCGCAGACCAAGUCGUCGGACACACCGUCGCUGACGGGCAUCAGUAGUAGUAGUAAUAGCAGUAAUAGCGGCGACGCCGUCGGUGUGGGCGCCGGUGGGCAGCCGUCGGGCGCCGCGGCGUCGAUGACUACUGACCCGAGACUGCGGUCUAAAAAGCAAACUCCGUUGCCGUCCAUCACUCACGAGACGGGAACCGACAGUCGAGUGGCGGCCAUGACUUCGGACGAGUUGAUCGAAAAGGCGAAGCAACAGAUGGCGGCGUUGGCGCAGAUGGAGAGCCGGACGGCCGGUGCGGACACCCGGGGCUCGAGUCGGGCCACCGAUGCGACCAAUACUGACAAUACAAACAAUAAUGAUAUGAAUAAAAGUAGAAAUAAUUCGCCAAAAAUCAAAAUCCAGUGGAAAAAGAAGAAAUGAUUGCGAAAAACCAAUUGUGAAAAACCAACUGUUUUUUUAUUUAAAACAUUUAAUUACUUUUAAUUAAUUGUAACUUUCGUUGAAUUUUUGUUUAGAC